AUGCACUGCAUCGCGCUUCUAAAUCUUCUUCGACUUCUUCAAAGCGAAAUGAUCGCCGAUCUUACAUUCACAAACGUUGACCCACGACUGUUCGUGCGAGAAACGACUCAUGACGCCUUCUGCCGCACUUUCCGCUGCAUCGUGCCAUGUCGCCAUUCCAUUGCGAUAUGCGCCUUCUCCUGUCCUUUGCCAGAUGCUCAUCCUGGCUUGCGACGUGAGUCUGGAUCCCGCAUCCCAAAUACAGGCAUUAAAAGCUUCAUGAAAGUUUCAAUCAAACUCGCAGCCUAG
Molecule: messenger RNA, 288 nt
Organism: Pseudozyma hubeiensis SY62
Lineage: Eukaryota; Fungi; Basidiomycota; Ustilaginomycetes; Ustilaginales; Ustilaginaceae
Product: predicted ribonuclease subunit
Exons: 1
Coding region: 1-288 (95 amino acids)
Source: RefSeq, a predicted model, not a curated record